GUUGCAUCUGGGCCACCAGCCCCAAUGGCAGCGACAUGCCGCCUCACACCCGCCGCUCGGGUGUUGCCGUUCGGCGUCCUGAGGGCGGCCUGUAGGCAGCUUCGAGCAGACCUGGGUGCAGUCUCUGGCGUCCACAGCGCGGCCGCACCCUUUCCAUACCAGGAGACUUUUGAGUUCGGCGAGUUCCAGGCGGACAGCGCCACCGUCAUCGCCCUGCUGACGCCCUACAUCUCGCGCCAGAGGAGGGCCGCCGUGGACAAGGUCGUCAGCGAACGCACGUUCAGUGUUGUCCCCAUUGUGGAAGGACUGGUCGACACCGGCAACCUGUCAGCCGUCUUGAGGUCUGCAGACGCACUGGGAUACGGAGCGGUGCACUGCAUUCGAAACAGUAACAAGAAACCCAAAUAUUCACAACGCUGCAGCGCUGGUGCGGACAAAUGGCUGGAGUUGGUGGAAUGGGAUCGCACAGAGGAUUGCUUGGCUGACAUGAAGGAAAAUGGAUACCACAUAGUAGUCACCAGCCUUGCUCCUGGUGCAUCUUUGGUUCAGGAUGUGGACUGGACACGCCCAACCGCCGUUGUGCUUGGCAACGAGCUUCAAGGGGUGUCAGACGCGGCUAUGGAAAUGGCGGACUCCUGUGCUGUCAUUCCCAUGGUCGGCUUUGUAGAGUCGUUUAACAUAUCUGUUGCAGCCGCGUUGACCCUUUAUGAAGCAAAAUCAUCACGCAUCUGCAAAUUGGGAUUCCAUGGCGACUUGUCGGAAGAACAGCAGCAAAUUUUGAAGGCUGUGUUGUAUCUGCGCUGCAGGGAAGAUGCUGGUCGCUACGUCAAGGAGCUGCUCUCAAGAAUGGAGCGAAGUAACGAAAAUGAAAAUGGGGCGGCCUCUUAA
This is a messenger RNA of Ostreobium quekettii, 888 nucleotides long. The record is from the annotation of a GenBank genome assembly. NCBI's taxonomy places the organism in Eukaryota, Viridiplantae, Chlorophyta, Ulvophyceae, Bryopsidales, Ostreobiaceae.